AUUCUCCGGACACUACUAAGAUCUGGACGGUGGUCACCAGCCAUAACAACACGCUGGCUAGGAUGGAGGUGGAGAUGAAGGUUCUGGCAGACUAUCUGGAAGGACAGAGCCGAGAGUCCCGUCCGCCGGCGUCCGGGUCCGACACGUCCGGCUUCACCAUGCUGUCCCGCUCGGUGGCGCAGGUGGAGCUGGACCUGCGCAGUCAGGAGGAGACGCUGCAGUACCUGGGGGCGGACAUCACCAGACUCCGCCUGGACCUGGACAAGGUCAACACAACGGCCUGGAGCAGGAAGAUGUCAACAGGAAGUAACGCAGGUGUCACCGGAAGUGAGGACAUCUGGGAAGCCCUUGCCGCCAUCGAGGACAAGAACGAGCAGCAGGAGGACAUCAUCCAGUCUCACACGUCAGACAUCUCCAGCCUGCUGGCGACCAGUCGGGACCUCAGCAGCCGGCUCAGCGGUCUGUCGUCUACCGGCGGGCCUGAGGGCGUCCCGGCGGGCGAACUGGCAGGAAUCGUCGCUGACCUCAACGACCUGAAGGAGAAGUACACCAACAUGACAUCGACGGUGCGCUUCGUGCAGCAGCUGAGUAACAAGGCGGGCAUCGCGGCCACGGAGUGGAACAAGAAGCGGGCGUUCUUCGAGCGGCUGUUGGACUCACACACCAGCGCUAUUCUCCAGUUGAUGGACAAGACCAACGCCAUAGACGCCCAGAUGUCUCUCCACCUCUCCGAGAACAAGAUGCAGUCGUCUUCAGGGGGGCGGUCCGGGGGGAGAUCGGGAGAGCGGUCAGGGGGGAGGUCUGCCGGCCGGAGAAGGAAACAACAGGGGGGUGAAGAGAGGGGGUGACCCAAACAACGUAUUGUAACGUAGGUACAUCGUAAAGUACGUAUUAGAGGGAGCGUUGAUAUAGAAUUGCAGUCAAAAUUUAGUAUGGGUCAUAGUGACGAACACUAGUUAGUGUUUCAACUUACAAGUGUAUCAUUCGCAACACUAAUAGAUGGAAUGGAUGAAUAAGGAUUGGGGAUUCCAAUAUGUAAUUGUUCUGCAGUCAAAAUUCAGUAAGAGUCAUAGUGACGAAUACUGGUUAGUGUUUUAACUUACAAGCGUAUACAUUAAUUCGCAACACUAACAGGGAUGGAUGAAUAAGGAUUGGGGAUUCCAAUAUGUAAUUGUACUGCAGUCAAAAUUCAGUAUGGGUCAGUGACGAAUACUGGUUAGUGUUUUAACUUACAAACGUAACAUUAAUUCGCAACACUAACAGGAAUGGAUGAAUAAGGAUUGGGAAUUACAAUAUAUUUUAAAAUCUCGCUGCCCUCUGAUCUUUCUAUUUCCUUCUACAAAAUUUGUAGAAGGGAGAAGAGAGCUAGUGCGUAAGUAGCAUUCAGUAACGUUUUAAAAAGUGAUAAGAGAUAGUCAAAAGCUAGGUUGUUUUGUUUAGAAAUGAAUAGUCUUAAUGCUUGUAUAAGUUGCUGCUUAAUGAUGAAAGGGUAACAUUUGUAAUGGUCGUAUUUUUGGUUGGAUAGUUUUAUAAUUACAAUUGUGGCAUCAGCAAUUAUUCAAUUAAUUUUUAUUGCUAAAUCUAUAAUUAUGUUAACCAAAUGACGAUAUUUACCUUUACUUUCUAAAAUAUUUUAUAUAAAGAAAUAAGAUUGUUGAUUGUGAAGUCUAAUGUGGAAUUGAUAAUAGAAGAUUCUAUUGAUGUGGAAAAUUUCAGGCCAGGUGAACAUCACGUAACCGUUAGUAAGAAUUUUGUAUUUACGAAUAAGGCCACAGCAAGUAAUUUUUAUGGAUGACAUCAGCGCGCGCAUUAAUUUUUGCCUGACUUUGGAAAAAAAACACAAGA
Messenger RNA from Branchiostoma belcheri (Belcher's lancelet), 1845 nucleotides. RefSeq lists its product as uncharacterized. Lineage: Eukaryota; Metazoa; Chordata; Leptocardii; Amphioxiformes; Branchiostomatidae. The coding region runs from base 63 to 848 and encodes 261 amino acids. The record is from RefSeq and is a predicted model, not a curated record. The transcript has 5 exons.